This is a messenger RNA of Emiliania huxleyi CCMP1516, 444 nucleotides long. RefSeq lists its product as hypothetical. The record is from RefSeq and is a predicted model, not a curated record. NCBI's taxonomy places the organism in Eukaryota, Haptophyta, Isochrysidales, Noelaerhabdaceae. Gene Ontology annotation, molecular function: xylose isomerase activity. Bases 1 to 444 code for a protein of 147 amino acids. The transcript is spliced from 3 exons. Gene Ontology annotation, biological process: carbohydrate metabolic process.
AUGGUGGCUGCGACUGGGUGCCGCAUUUCGCUCUCGUUCGCCGCGCCUCGGCUCCUGAUUCCGGCAUCCACAGCACGGGCGUUCGCCACGGCCUCCGCAUUCUUCCCUGACAUAGACAAGGUUCGCUACGAAGGGCCGUCGUCCCGCAACCCGCUCGCCUUCAAGCAGUAUGCCGAGGACGAGGUUGUGGCCGGGAGAACGAUGAAGGAGUGGCUAAGAUUCAGUAUUGCGUACUGGCACACAUGGCGCGGGAACGGCGGCGACAUUUUCGGACUCGACGGCACCAUCAACCGACCGUGGGAGGACAGAGCGCUCAGCGAGAUGGACAUGGCGCUGCGGCGGGUGGACGUCAACGCGGAGUUUUGCGAAAAGCCCGAGCCGCAACAGCGCUCUGCAAAGGUGGAGCUGUACGAGUCCAUCUUCUUGGCCACCAUGCAAGAAUAG